Messenger RNA from Cuscuta europaea, 1369 nucleotides. The record is from the annotation of a GenBank genome assembly. NCBI's taxonomy places the organism in Eukaryota, Viridiplantae, Streptophyta, Magnoliopsida, Solanales, Convolvulaceae.
UAUAGAUAGAUAAGAAGCCAUAGCUCACUUCCCAGGCAACAACUAGACCAGAGUUCAAACAACAGAGACGAUUAGACAAAACCAUUUUCCACAAAAGAAGGGAUGGCAACGACGGUAUGCGUAACUGGAGGCUCGGGCUUCAUCGCCUCGUGGCUCAUCAAACACCUCCUCCGCCUUCAGUACAGUGUUAAUGCCACUGUUCGUUAUCCUAAUGAUCCAAAGAAGGUGAGUCACUUGCUGUCACUGGAAGGAGCAAAGGAGAGGCUUAAGUUGUUCAAAGCAGAUUUAUUGGAAGAAGGGUCUUUUGAUGCUGCAAUUGAUGGCUGUGAGGGUGUAUUUCACUGUGCUUCUCCCUUCUUCCUUCAUCACACCCCUGAUCCCCAAGCAGAUUUGAUUGAUCCAGCUGUGAAGGGAACCCUGAAUGUGCUAGGAUCGGUGGCCAGAAAACCUUCUGUUAAAAGAGUUAUAUUGACAUCCUCUGAAGCUGCAAUUGCCUUCAACCGGAAUCCUCGAACUGCUGACACAGUCAUUGAUGAGACGUGGUGGUCAGACCCAGAUUAUUGCAGAGCAAACAAGAUGUGGUAUGUGCUCUCAAAGACAUUGGCCGAGAAGGCAGCAUGGGAGUUUGUCAAAGAAAGAGGCAUUGACUUGGUUUCAAUUAACCCGCCGUGUGUGAUUGGUCCCAUGCUUCAACCAUCACUCAACACUAGCUCUGCUAAUGUUUUGAGCUUAAUAGACGGUGCUGAAACAUAUCCAAACGUGGCAUAUGGGUGGGUACAUGUCAAAGAUGUUGUAGAUGCCCAUAUAUUAGCAUUUGAGAAACCCGAGGCGAAUGGAAGGUACUAUGUUGCGGAGAGAUGCGCUAACCCCCUCGAUCUUAUUGCAAUACUCGGUGAACUUUACCCUAAUCUCAAAUUUCCUCAAAGGUGUGCGGAUGGUAAUCCGCUUGUGCCAGCAUACAAAGUGAAUAACAAAAGAGCAAAGGAACUUGGGGUUGUGCUCACUCCUCUCAAACAGGCCCUUAAGGAGAGUGUUGAAAGCUUGAAGGAGAAGGGCUUCUUGAAACACUAAAUAAUGGAAGGCACCAGAAAGAAACUUAGUGUUCAUAUUAAUACUUUUGUGGGCAAUGACAUUAUGAGAUAUAUAUGGAGUAAUGAUUUUUGCAAAAGCUGAGAGUUGUGGUUGUGAUAUGAUCCAUAUGAAAGCAUGUCUUGCCAAUUGUGAGUGAAAUUGUGUGAUGACCAGAGGUCUUCUAGCUAUAACAACCUUUGUCUUACCAACUGAAUUUUUGAGAAGCAACAACAAUGUGCCUAACUAUGGCUUAAUCUAUUGCUAACAUUGAAUGCAGACAAAAACAAAGAACUGCCCC